Lotus japonicus is the source of this 2278-nucleotide messenger RNA. Its product is annotated as protein PLASTID TRANSCRIPTIONALLY ACTIVE 10. Gene Ontology annotation, cellular component: chloroplast; plastid-encoded plastid RNA polymerase complex. Gene Ontology annotation, molecular function: RNA binding. The record is from RefSeq and is a predicted model, not a curated record. The transcript is spliced from 12 exons. Bases 54 to 2099 code for a protein of 681 amino acids. Lineage: Eukaryota; Viridiplantae; Streptophyta; Magnoliopsida; Fabales; Fabaceae.
AGCUUGUGAUGUGGAGCAAGGUGGUGGAGUGUGGUAGUAACUACUAGCCAACAAUGCAAGUUCUGCAACUCCAAACCUCUUAUCUCUUCACUUUCCCAAAACCCCCCAUAAACCCUUCUUCUUCCCAUUUCCACCGCCCUCUCCUCCUCCGUAACCGCCCACUCUCCGGCCUCGUCGCCAAGGCCUUCAGCUCCGAUGAGUUCCCCGUCGACGAAGACACCUUCCCCCAGAACUUCACCCCUCCGACCCAAGAAGCCGAGGACGAAGCCCGACGCCGCAACUGGAUCGAGCGCGGCUGGGCUCCCUGGGAAGAAAUCCUCACUCCGGAGGCUGACUUCGCCCGCAAGAGCCUCAACGAAGGGGAAGAGGUUCCCCUCCGUUCCCCUGAGGCCAUUGAAGCGUUUCAGAUGUUGAACCCUAGGUACCGCAAGCAGAAGAGGCUGGAGAUGGGGCUCACUGAGGAGGAGUACAACCAGAAGCAGUUUGAGAUUAAGGGUGAGAUCCCGGACCCGCUGGAGACUACGUGGGCGGGACCGCUGGUUGUGCGCCUUGUGCCGCCGCGCGAUUGGCCGCCGCAAGGGUGGGAGGUGGACCGGGAGGAGCUGGCGUAUAUUCGGGAGGCGCAUAAAAUGCAGGCCAAGAGGGUCAGUGUGGAGGAGAUUGAGAAUGGAGUGAGGACUGAAACUGAUGAUGUGUGCUUGGAUAGGUACAAGGUGUUUCUGAAGCAGUACAAGGAGUGGGUGGAGGCAAACAAGGAUAGAUUGGAGGAGGAGUCUUACGAGCAAGACCAAGAUUAUCACCCUGGCAGAAGGAAAAGAGGCAAGGAUUACAAGGAGGGCAUGUACGAGCUUCCAUUUUAUUAUCCUGGCCAAAUUUGUUUAGGGAAGGUUGUUAACUUGCACCUGUAUCAAGGGGCAUUUGUUGAUAUUGGCGGGGUCUAUGAUGGGUGGGUUCCUAUAAAGGGCAAUGAUUGGUUUUGGAUUCGUCAUCACAUUACAGUGGGUAUGAAUGUCUUCGUUGAAAUUACGGCAAAGCGAGAUCCUUAUCGCUUCCGGUUUCCUAUCGAACUCCGUUUUGUUGAUCCAAAUAUAGAUCAUCUGAUCUUUAACAGAUUUGAUUUUCCACCAAUAUUUCAACGUGCUGAAGAUACUAACCCAGAUGAAGUUCGGCGUCACUGUGGAAGACCUCCUAUUCCUAGAAAAGAUCCAGGUGACAAGCCAGAGGAAGCACCUUUAUUGUCUAAUCACCCAUAUGUUGAUAAGUUAUGGCAGAUUAACGUAGCUGAGCAAAUGAUUUUGGAUGAUAUGGAAACUAAUCCUGAUAAAUAUAGAGGUAAAAAGCUGUCAGAUUUGGUUGAUGAUGAUGAUUUUGACGAAGAAAGUGCUGUUCAGUAUUCAAAAGCUAGUUAUAAGAAUUCAGUUCUACAAAAAAUGACUCUGAAAACAAGUGUCAAAGAGCUUGACUUAGAGGCUGCACUUGCUGAGCGUGAGCUCCACAUUAAACUAAUGAAGGAAGCAAAGGACAGAGAUGAGGAGUACAAAAUUACCAAAUUGAGGCGCAAUAUUGAGAUGGAUGAAUAUGAUUAUAUGCAUUGGCGUAGAUCAUUUGAGGAAAGAGAAGCAUUACUUAGAGACAUCAGCUGUCGCAAAGCUCUUGGUCUGCCAUUAGAAGAGCCAGGAAGGUAUGUGGAUGCUAGUUAUUUUGGUAAAGGCAAAUAUGAUCCUUCAAGUCCUCUGUAUCGUUAUGACUACUGGGGGGAGCCCAAGAAUUCAGAGAAGAGCAGGAGAGAGCGGAGGACAGAUACCCAUAAUAAAGCAAUUGUGGGUAAGGGCACUGUUUGGUAUGAAAUGUCCUACGAAGAUUGCAUCAAGCAACAGAUGAGAAGAGAAGCCCAGUCCAUGGCACAACAGGGCAAACAAGUUAAGGAUGAAGAUACCAAACAAGUUCAAGGUGCUGAAGAUGAGGACGAUGAUGAUGACGAUGAUGAUGACUUUGACUUCAGCAUUCUGAGCAGACUUGGUAGCAAUGGCUCAGAUCAGGUUCAUGUUAAUGGGACCGAAUCUUCUAGUAUGUCAGAUGAAACCAUGUUUGAGGAUUGAUGUUAUAAUGCAUUUCUUGAGUAGCUAAAGUAAUGUACACAGUUAGGUUGAGGAAUGUGCAUAAAUUUUGUUAGUGUAGAUUAAAUUCACUACGGCAAUCUAAUUUUGUUUGUUUGUGAAAAUGGUCAUAUCCAUGUCUUUCAUGAAUUUGCAUAAAAAACCCUGAUUGACUGUUGUUA